This is a messenger RNA of Zea mays, 1133 nucleotides long. RefSeq lists its product as uncharacterized. Gene Ontology annotation, biological process: lipid biosynthetic process; protein N-linked glycosylation. Gene Ontology annotation, cellular component: endoplasmic reticulum membrane; intracellular membrane-bounded organelle. The record is from RefSeq and is marked validated. Gene Ontology annotation, molecular function: dolichyldiphosphatase activity. NCBI's taxonomy places the organism in Eukaryota, Viridiplantae, Streptophyta, Magnoliopsida, Poales, Poaceae. The coding region runs from base 175 to 858 and encodes 227 amino acids. The transcript is spliced from 3 exons.
CUCAGCAGCAAUAACACGCCGAGGGCGCAAAUCCCCGCGAUCCCCACGCCAAUCGGAGAAGCGAGCCGUCGCCGAUCGAUUCACCACCGGACCCAAUCACAAGUAAACCUGCGCCGGGAAACCAAAUCCUUCUAAAUUCCUUCGCGACGCGGACCGCAAGCCGAAGGCGCGACGAUGUCCGGAGCGGCGGACUACCAGGAGAUGGUGGCGUCGGUGCCGCCCUCGCUGAAGGCCAUCACGCUGACGCACGUUCGCUACAGCCGGGGCGACCCGCUGGGUCUCUUCCUCGCGUGGGUCUCCCUCGUCCCGGUUUUCAUCAGCCUCGGCGGUUUCGUCUCCCACUUCCUCUUCCGUCGGGAGCUCCAGGGCCUCUGCUUCGCCGCAGGGCUCCUCGUCUCUCAGGCCCUCAAUGAGCUCAUCAAACACUCCGUCGCGCAGUCCCGCCCCUCGUACUGCGAGCUGCUGGAGGCCUGCGACUCCCACGGUUGGCCGUCCAGCCACUCGCAGUACACGUUCUUCUUCGCCACAUACCUGUCGCUCCUCUCCCUCCGCCGGUCGCGCGCGCGCCAGGUGAUCGCCGCCGUGCCAUGGCCGCUUGCCUUCCUCACCAUGCUGUCCAGGGUCUACCUAGGUUAUCAUACCGUCGCGCAGGUUUUCGCGGGAGCAGUAGUGGGCCUCGUGUUUGGUGCUAUCUGGUACUGGAUUGUCAAUACCAUGCUUGUUAAUUACUUCCCAAUGAUUGAGGAGAGUGCAAUCGGGAGGUGGUUGUACAUCAAGGAUACAUCUCAUAUUCCAGAUGUGCUCAAAUUUGAGUAUGAUAACGCAAGGGCAGCACGGAAGAAAGUUGCUACUGAUUGAUCUUGUUAUGCUUCUGGAUUGCAUUUUGCUGUUGUUAAGGCGCCUUAUAAGAAUUGUGCAUGAUAUUUCCUUCAGUUAUGCUACACACGGGCACAUCUGCACAUGUAGCAGCAGCAACAUUCAGAGAAGAAAUGCUCACCGGAGCUUGUUUGAUUUAGCUCUUCCUGGGCAUACGCCACUUUGUUUUUCCCCGUAUCAGUCACUAGCCAGACAUUAUUUUAUUAAAGGUUGUUCGACUAUAACUUGAUAAUUGCUUACAUUUGAAAAAUGACGUG